CUGGCGCCCUCAUUAGGCACCAGCAACGCCCUGCGUCAUGGACGAAUUCACCGGGGCGCCCUUCACACCGCCCUUCUCCGACGAGCCAAUGGGCAUGGAUGAUGGCUUCAGCAUGCAGCCCAACGAUUGGCAGCAGAACGACUGAAUUCCAAGCGGACAAUACAUUGUGUUCUGCUCGUCCAUCCGCCUCGGUAGACACGAACCGUUUGGCAGAAGAUGGACUCCCGGCCACUGAGUUUUUGGAUGGGAUUUUUGACAGCAACGGCCGGCCAAUGCAAGCGAUGACCCUCAAGGCCAAAAACGAUGGGCGUUUCUCACCUCACCUCCUGGACAGUUCCGGUUCCCGACCCUCACCCCCUAACAACGGUCCUCCGACCUCUGUGUCGAGUGCAAACAACCGAGCGCAACUUGACGGUCCUGAGCUACCCCGACUCGCAGAUCUAGAAUAUUUGGCAGCCCUGCCUCAUUCAGUUCUGACGGAAAUUUCGAAGAAUGUUGCCGAAGCUAUUGUUGCCAAGCAGAAAGCAAUACAACAGUCUCGUGAACAAGAGACCCCGCCACAACUACCCGAAGGGAGACCGCCCAAGAAUGCCGCGACUGGUGCCAACCACGUCUUCAGAUGCGAACAACCUGGUUGCAAAACGACUUUUCGGCGCAACAAAGAUCGGCUACGUCAUGUUCGUCAGAAGCAUACAGCCGAUGUGAAGACCUUUUCUUGCCCCGUCAUCGAUUGUCCUAAGGGUCAUGGCCACGAGUUUCAUCGAAGCGACAAGCUCCGCGAUCAUUUGCGUGGAGAGAGAAUCUCUUCCCUCGAGUGGUGCUGUGUGGUACCUGGAUGCUCCGAUAUUGUUGCCACCCGGGUUGGCCUCAUUGACCACCUUGGCCAACAUGACUUUGAAACAAGAAAAUCCAACAACCGUCUCUUCGUUGAAUACGGCUUUGCCUUGCAUUCGCGAUACAAUUACUUGCACGCAGGGUACAUCUGUUCCAUUCAGGGCUGUCCAUUUGGCACAGAUGAUGAGGCUACUAUGCUUGGCCAUCUGUCAAAUCCUCACAACGGCCCUUCCUGUCCUUGCCCCAUUCCGAACUGUGGAAAAACAUUCCAAGACUGGUUAUCAACCUCCAGGCAUCUUGCUCAAGCUCAUGACCAUGAUACAAGAUUUUAUGCCCCAUCUGCGAACACGAAAUCUUCGAUGCAAGACUGCUAAAGGUCAGAGCUCACUGGCAGAAACAUAACCACGAACAACGUCUUCAAGCCUCAGAAGCACUCACGGAAGCCGUUGUGUCCGCAUUGGGAUCAUAUACAUUCCUGCACGAAGAUCACCUUGGGAAGCCUUACCGGGGGCCGUCUAUCAGGCUGUAUGGUGAUAAGUUCUUUCCAUAUAUGAUUCUACCAGACGAGGAGUUGAACAAACUGCGUACAGAUAAGGAUUUCGAGCGAGCUGGAGCAGAACUCAG
Messenger RNA from Hyaloscypha bicolor E, 1458 nucleotides. RefSeq lists its product as uncharacterized. The coding region runs from base 99 to 1208 and encodes 369 amino acids. Gene Ontology annotation, cellular component: nucleus. Gene Ontology annotation, biological process: regulation of transcription by RNA polymerase II. Lineage: Eukaryota; Fungi; Ascomycota; Leotiomycetes; Helotiales; Hyaloscyphaceae. The transcript has 3 exons. The record is from RefSeq and is a predicted model, not a curated record.